Messenger RNA from Manis pentadactyla (Chinese pangolin), 2352 nucleotides. It is a transcript of the gene MAP2K5, whose product is annotated as mitogen-activated protein kinase kinase 5. Lineage: Eukaryota; Metazoa; Chordata; Mammalia; Pholidota; Manidae. Gene Ontology annotation, biological process: protein phosphorylation. Gene Ontology annotation, molecular function: protein kinase activity; protein binding; ATP binding. The record is from RefSeq and is a predicted model, not a curated record. The transcript is spliced from 24 exons. The coding region runs from base 577 to 2049 and encodes 490 amino acids.
CUCCCGACGCAGCCGCUGCUACCGCCACCGCCGCCGAAACGCGCGGCCUCGAACGGCCCGGUCUGGAGCCCGCGCGCGCCGCGCUGUCCUGCUCGGGGUGGGGCACAGCACUCGCGCCCUGACGCUUGGGCAGAGGGCCCCCCUGGCUUUCUUGAGGUCUGGUGGUCCCGGGGCUCCUUCCUCACGGCCCCGGACUGAGUCCCCUCCAGUCGGAGACCCUCUAAAGUCCACUAAGGAGGAGUGAACACCUGCCGCUGUUAUCUCCCUAAAACAGGAUCAUCUCUAUGCCGUCUCCUCACACCCACGCAGACAGCAGAGCUUCACGAUCCUGAUUUGCCCUCUUUCCCAAAUCUAGAACCUUCUGACCUUCGCUAGUUCCUACUGGCUCCUGCCCCUUGCCUGGUCCACCCUCGCGGACAGAAAUCCCUGCGGGCCCCUUCCUGACCACCCUCCUCUCUUCACUGCUCCCCACCCUCAGCCCUUUCCCCUCGAUCCCCUCGUCUUCUCUUGGAACCCUGCCUAACCAGGGGACAGUGGGUACCUCCUACCCAGGAUGUGAGCCCCUUUUAACCUGUAAUGCUGUGGCUGGCCUUUGGCCCCUUCCAUGCCAUGGAGAACCAGAUGCUGGUGAUUCGCAUCAAGAUUCCAAAUAGUGGUGCGGUGGACUGGACAGUGCACUCCGGGCCGCAGUUACUCUUCAGGGAUGUGCUGGAUGUGAUAGGCCAGGUUCUGCCCGAAGCAACAACCACGGCAUUUGAAUAUGAAGAUGAAGAUGGUGAUCGAAUUACAGUGAGAAGUGAUGAAGAAAUGAAGGCAAUGCUGUCAUAUUAUUAUUCCACAGUAAUGGAACAGCAAGUAAAUGGACAGUUAAUAGAGCCUCUGCAGAUAUUUCCAAGAGCCUGCAAGCCUCCUGGGGAACGGAACAUACAUGGCCUGAAGGUGAACACCCGGGCUGGACCCUCUCAACACGGCAGCCCAGCAGUCUCUGAUUCACUUCCAAGUACUAGCUUAAAGAAGUCUUCUGCUGAACUGAAAAAAAUAUUAGCCAAUGGCCAGAUGAAUGAACAAGACAUACGGUAUCGAGACACUCUUGGUCAUGGCAAUGGAGGCACAGUCUACAAAGCCUAUCAUGUCCCAAGUGGGAAAAUAUUAGCUGUAAAGGUCAUACUACUAGAUAUCACACUGGAACUUCAGAAGCAAAUUAUGUCUGAAUUGGAAAUUCUUUACAAGUGUGAUUCAUCAUAUAUCAUAGGGUUUUAUGGUGCAUUUUUUGUAGAAAACAGGAUUUCAAUAUGUACAGAAUUCAUGGAUGGGGGAUCUUUAGAUGUAUAUAGAAAAAUUCCAGAGAAUGUUCUUGGAAGAAUUGCAGUAGCGGUUGUUAAAGGCCUUACCUAUUUGUGGAGUUUGAAGAUUUUACACAGAGAUUUGAUUGAGAUGAUAUAUGUGAAAGUACUUCAUAAACUAUCAAAUGCUAAUAAUGCAGAUGUGAAGCCUUCCAAUAUGCUAGUAAACACGAGAGGACAGGUCAAGCUGUGUGACUUUGGAGUUAGCACUCAGCUGGUGAAUUCUAUAGCCAAGACGUAUGUUGGAACAAAUGCUUAUAUGGCGCCUGAAAGAAUUUCAGGGGAGCAAUAUGGAAUCCAUUCUGAUGUCUGGAGCUUAGGAAUCUCUUUCAUGGAGCUUGCUCUUGGGAGGUUUCCAUAUCCUCAGGCCUCUCCUCAGCCAUCAAAUGAAAGACUGGUGCCAUUUCUGUCUGUUGCAGGGGAGAAACAUCAGAUUCAGAAAAACCAGGGAUCUUUAAUGCCUCUCCAGCUUCUGCAGUGCAUUGUUGAUGAGGAUUCGCCUGUCCUUCCGGUUGGAGAGUUCUCCGAGCCAUUUGUACAUUUCAUCACUCAGUGCAUGAGAAAACAGCCAAAAGAAAGGCCAGCACCUGAAGAACUGAUGGGCCACCCAUUCAUCGUGCAGUUCAAUGACGGAAACGCCACCGUGCUGUCCAUGUGGGUGUGCAGGGCGCUGGAGGAGAGGCGGAGCCAGCAGGGUCCCCCGUGAGGCCUCGGGGCACUGACGGCCCAGAACUGGUCACCAAGGGGAAACCCGCCUGUUGUACCCCCUUUCUGUUUGCUGUCUGCGCCAGAAGAGCUUUGCUGGGCCCAGGCUGCCCUGCUCUCAGCUGCCACCCUGCCAGCAGAUGGCCUUGCCUAGGGCGGCCUCUGGGGCGUCCAGCCCCUGCUGGGGCAUGCCCCCCCCACUCCAACCUGGACGCACCGACUGAGGGUGGGUGGAGGCGUGGGACGUCAACAAUGGAGGCUCCCGCAUCACUGAUGAGAAUAAAAGUAGUGCUGCUUUGUGGCC